UCUUCAUAAGUUUCGGCGAUGAUGGAAUGUUGUCCACCAUCCGGGCGCUGGAUACCAAUUAAGUCAAGUCGCGUCGCGUGGGGAAAAAUUAAUUGAUAUCGGUUAGAUGCGUGCAGUGACCUCAUCCGCCGCCGCAUCUCAUCUCAUCCCAUCAACCACUCACUCUCCCUAACCCACCCAACAAAGCGCCCUCUCACUCGAACCCCAUCCCAAUUCAUCGGGCAACUUCAUAAUGUCCCUCCUGCGGCUCGCCUUCAUACGGCAGCCUCCGCAAGCGAUACGAAUCCUCCCCACGCUACGCCAAUGCGCUCUCCGCCCAACCCUCCGGAAAUCUCUUCAGAACCAGCAAUGUAGCCUGAGACGGCCCUUUGCCUCCGCACCACCACCACCGCCGACCACCGGUCCCCGGGCCACCGUCACCACGCCACCGAACCCGACCUCGGCCGGCGCCGGAGGCUCUGCCGGUCGGGCCGGGAACCCACAACUGCCUGAGCGACUUCUCAUCUACCACGCCGGCACCGGCCGGACGGCCUUUUUGGCCUUUUGGAAGAUCACCACCGUCUUCUCAUGCGUCUUCUUCUGCUUCGUAGCUGCCCCUAGCUACGUCCGCGCCGAAGACAGGACGCUCAUCGAGGCAGCGGGAUUGGCCGCCUGCGGCAUAAUCCCCUUCCUCUUCAUAUCCUACACCUCAGCCCCCUUCGUAACCUUCAUCUACCUCCGCCUUCCCCCUUACGCGCGCCAAUCCCGCGCCCUCCUAGAACGCUAUGUCCGCACCCUCCCGCCCACGGCCCAGCUCGAGAUCGGCACAAUGGGCCUCGUCACCCGUCCCCGGCUCACGGCCGUCACGGCCGCCGAGCUCCGCCCCGUGGCCGCGGACAGCGGUCCCUUGGCCACGCGCCUCGGCAUCGUCACGCAUACCAAGGACGUCUCGGCGCUGAUGGCGAAGCGGAGGUGGUAUCACUAUCGUCCUGUUGGCCAGUUUGGUAUCAAUACGGGCGUUGAGGCCAGCGGAAAGAAGAGCGGCGGCAAGGGCGCUAGUUACGGCGUCAAGGAUGGAUGGGUGUGGAAUAUUGUGCGCGAGUCGCUGGGUAAGCGCAAGUGAAGGGCGAAAGAGGGCACAUUUUGCCAAGCGUGUUCCACCAUGUAUUCGAGACUCUCAAGUCAGGGUGAGAGGGAUGCCGGUCAGGGAGGAGACGGCAGCACUGUACGAUUCAAGCAUGUUCAAGAGAAGGCGAAAGUGUAUCCGUACGUGUGUUCAGUACAUCGUUCGUUACGUUGGCUAGAGGUGGUAUGAGGAGGAGCUCUUUACGAGUGAGAGGGC
Molecule: messenger RNA, 1321 nt
Organism: Colletotrichum godetiae
Lineage: Eukaryota; Fungi; Ascomycota; Sordariomycetes; Glomerellales; Glomerellaceae
Exons: 3
Coding region: 233-1102 (289 amino acids)
Source: RefSeq, a predicted model, not a curated record